This is a messenger RNA of Macroventuria anomochaeta, 975 nucleotides long. RefSeq lists its product as uncharacterized. The record is from RefSeq and is a predicted model, not a curated record. Lineage: Eukaryota; Fungi; Ascomycota; Dothideomycetes; Pleosporales; Didymellaceae. Bases 1 to 975 code for a protein of 324 amino acids. The transcript has a single exon.
AUGAAUGGUGUCACAACUCACCUCAAAGCCAAUGUCGCUCCCUCCCCACCUUCUGGCAACAGCAGCGACACUCUGCAUGACAACGGGAGCUUUGACGAUGAUCGCAAGUGCUCCAACAUCAGCCCGCUCAGCACUGCCACACUCAACUUCGAGGACUUGAAGAUUCACGAUGACGGCUUGUCGUACACUCACAAAGACUCCGAUGGAUUCGCCGGCCCUUUCCAAGGCAACUUCCAGCGUCAUCACAUUCCUACUCCCGCCUAUAGUCCUCCCGUUCAGCAAUUUCGCCGCAACAAUCAUCAUUUCGGCCCCGGUAACGGCUUCACACGUGGAGGCGGCAAUUUCCGCAACACUCGCACAUGGGUGUCGGAAGAAACACGUGCUGCCCAGGAGUUUCUUGUCGUCCGAAACUCAAUGAAACGCUUGUUCAAGAACGCUGAUGUCGCAAAGUGGAAGGUGGCGGAUUACAUCGCGCAUCGCGAGGCUGUGAUGGCGUCCAAGGCCAAGAAGCUUGCAGAGCAGGCUCAAGACAGAGAAGCCGAGAUCAUUUUGCGCGUUCCACCUAUCUCCCCACAACAGCAAGACAUGAUGCGACGUUGCGGUCUCUCUGGCAACUUCGAUCAGGUCGGCAACUACGGCCGAGCUCUUGGUGAGAAGACUAUCUGGUGCGACGACUGGCAGAACGGCAAAGACGAGAUCGCGCCAUGGCCAUGCUUGGCAGAGAUGAAGUGGGAGGGCGAUGAUCGCGCAAAGACUGGCGUUGGACGCUACCCACCUCUACCUCGCGAGCAAGGUCCAGUUGGUCUACCGUGGAAUCAGCUCCAGGCCGUCGAGCAGUACCCUCUCGACCAGAUCGCUCGCGUCCCCACCAUGGAAGACGUCUACCUUCCUGUCGACGAGAUCAACGAAGAGGUCAAGUACGGUCUCCUCAACAAGGAUCUCGAGGACGCCAUGGAUGCUUACCUCGAGUCCUGA